Molecule: messenger RNA, 1015 nt
Organism: Dermacentor albipictus
Lineage: Eukaryota; Metazoa; Arthropoda; Arachnida; Ixodida; Ixodidae
Source: RefSeq, a predicted model, not a curated record
AUAGUACGGCUAUGAGCAUUGCCUACAACGGCUUACACUUAUGUAAAACAGCUCCCGUGCGGACAGUACUCCGCAAAUAUGUAAGUUACUUAUCAACACGUUUGACAAGCACGUGGUCUUCAAAACAUGAGAACGAAACCGAAAGUGGACUUCAACGAUGCGUCGAAACCGCGGGCAGCGCUGACGGAAGAAUACGUGAAGGCUCACUAUGAAGGUUCUGACAAAGAUACACUCGCCGAGGUGACCCAAAGCAUGACCGUCUACGACGAUUUUGUGACGCCCGAAGAAGAGACCACUUUGAUCGCCGAAAUCGAGCCGCAGUACAAGAGGUUGCGGUACGAAAGCAGCCACUGGGACGAUGCAAUUCAUGGUUACCGGGAGAUCGAGCGGAACACAUGGUCCCCUGCGUGUGAAGCCAUAUUGGGGCGAAUCAGAGCGCUUGCUUUCACUCCCGAAGUGAACCAGAUACAGCACGUUCACUGUCUCGACCUCCUCGAAGACGGCCACAUCAAACCACACGUGGACAGUGUUCGGUUUUGCGGUGACACAAUUGCUGGUCUGUCCCUCCUCUCAUCGAGCAUCAUGAAGCUGGUGCAUGAAAAAAUGCCAGACAAGUGGGUUAAGAUACUUCUGAGAAGACGAUCACUAUACAUUAUGAGUAAAACAAUAAGCAGCUUCGACGAAUACAAAGCCCUAGCGUACCUCUGUGCACUUCGUCGUGGUCGUCCUAGUCCACCUGACAGUACCAGUCCUUCUGUGCCGCAACACUACACCCCUGGAGUGAGAGCACUAGCCAUGAACUUGUCAGGAUGUAACACAGAGGAACAGCAAGGUAUGACUACACCCAUGAGAUACUGGCCAACCAGCAUUCAGUCUUCAGGUCCACUCCUGUGCACAAGUCAAGAAGGAUAUCCGUCAUGUGUCGCAAUGAGCCCAGCUGACAGUGAUGCAAAAGUGUAGUUUCCAAUAAAUGUGUCUCUAUUUGAAAGCUUGGGAGCACCGCGAUAUAGUAUUC